CGUCGUCAACCCCAUCCCGAGUCCCGAGGAGGCAGCGAGUUCGACUCGUGUCGGGUUACGGGCCGCACGCACGGUUCGUCGAUCGUUCAUCUCGCGAUAGGGGCUGUUUUCGCCCGCUUGAAACGGCAAUAGCGACGAGAGCGCGCGAUUUUCCCUCGUCGCUUCGUCUGUCGGUGACGUAGUACUUUUCGCGCCUAUCGCCGCGAUAAGAAUCUCACCGCGAUAAGUGCCGAGAAGCGUCUAAUGUGAUUUAUCUCGUCGCGAGUGACGGUGGAGGAUGAUCCGAGUGAGAGAGGAACUUGAGGACUCUGUCUGAGGGAAACGCGAUAUAAACCCCCCCGAUGACCCGGUGCUGAAACCUGUGAUUUAUACGCCGCGAUUUCAAGCUUCGCUCUCGCGAUCCGCGGGAAAUAGAGAAGAAAGUGAAAGGUAUAGGUGUAUGCCUGUGUGUGCGUGUACGUGUAUAUUUUUCGGUAUGACCAGUCACGAGUGAGGCUCCCGACACCCGACAUCCAUUCUCGCGGAAUCACACGAACGCGUGCGAUUCCGGAAAGAUGAUACGCGACUACCUGAUACUGCUCUCGUGGCUGUGCGCGGUGCAAGGAAAGACAGGAUAUUUCUGGCAUAUCACCGACAUCCAUUACGACCCAAAAUAUUCUACGCAAGGAAGCACCACCAGCAUGUGCUGGAACACGAGAAACAGCCUCGACAGCGGGCGGUUAAGACUCGACAGAAAACUGGCGGGCGAGUUCGGCGACUACAGCUGCGAUUCGCCCUGGGCCCUCAUCGAAUCGGCGGCGCGGGCAAUGAAAUCGAUGCACGGCGAAGGGAUCGAGUUUGUCCUGUGGACGGGCGACGCGCUGACACGCUCCGCCGGAAUGAGCGUCGAGCUGCGUCUACAAUGUCUCCGGAAUUUGACCGAUCUGUUGCACCGCACGUUCAAAGGACAAUUCGUGUUUCCCGCCCUCGGCCACGAAGACAUCGGCGUGAAUUACACGCAGCUGGCGACUCUCUGGCAGCACUGGCUACCACCGGAAGCGGUAGACACAUUCGUAAAGGCCGGCUACUACACGAUCGAGCAGCGCUCGAAAAAAUAUCGGAUCGUCUUCCUUAAUACGAAUUUGUGGCUGAACCCGGUCGACAAUCGUAUGCUGCACCGUGUCGGAAGUAGCACGGUCGAUAACACGAUGGAUCCCUUCGGCCAAUGGUCCUGGUUCCAGUCGGUGCUAGAGAAUGCGCGGAAGAAGAAGGAAACGGUGUACAUAGUCGGCCACACGCCGCCGGGAGUGGACGACCAUGAAAUCGGCGCCGCGACCCUUCACGAGAGGCAUAACAUCAAGUAUCUUCAGAUAGUGCGACUCUAUUCGGACAUCAUCCGAGGACAGUUCUUUGGCCAUUGGCAUUCGGACACGUUCCGCGUAAUUUACAACGACAUGGGUCAGCCCGUAUCCUGGAUAAUGAUGGCUCCCAGUGUAACUCCGAGCGCCGUCGGAGGGCCCAACAACCCGGGCUUGCGAUUGUACAAGUUUGAAACUAACACCGGACAGAUUCUGGAUUACACGCAGUACUAUCUUAAUCUGCCCGAGGCAAAUUCAAAUGGCAAAGCAAACUGGAUGAGCGAGUACUCGUUGCUCGAAUAUUAUGACCUGCAGGAGAUAUCGGCCAUCACUCUUCACGAUCUGGCGGAUCGAUUUACGCAAUCCAACGAUAACGCUUUCGUUAGGUAUUACGGGGCCAACACGGUCACGCUGCCGCGCGAGGUGGAGCAAAUCUGGGGCUGCGGCGGUCCUCUCAACGGAGUCUGUGCGCUGCAUCAUUACUGCACCGUGACCAGGCUCAAUCCCAACUCUUACAAGGAAUGCUAUUCGUCCUACGCUUACGCACUGGCGUCCACGGCACACUCCACCGUGCAUCCCUACUUCGCGUUGCAUCUGCUGUCAAUGCUGAUCUGCGCCGAGAUCCUGAACGACCGGUAGGAUGAGCGGGACGGGAGAAUCCCGGGGGCUACGCCCCGUGCGUCGGCUCUCCCACGACGGUCUCCGCGUCUACUCUCCCCGGCAGAAUCCGGUCGGGAUACACCAUCGAUCGGGCCGAUCGGAUCGGAUCGGUCUAGGAGGUGGCCUCGGCCAUCCGAGUUAACGCGGCGAACGCGUCUCUAGCGAUACCCGGCGCCAACGUCGCCCGAUGUGUCAUCUACUUUGUCUAUAUCUCUGUCGUGUCUCCGUCUUCUCCUUGUCGCGCCAUCGAGAUUGUUCAGGCGCGCUUUCGUUCCGUCGUGUUUUGGUGUUGCAUACGUUUGUCGGCUGUACGCGACGAGCCGUUUUCAAGUGAGGCUGUAAAAUCCGAGAGGAUUCCGGAUAUAAAAGUACUCGGAUAUAUCCCGAAUGUUCAGACGCACGUCGACGUAAAUCGAUUCGGAGAUCGAAAUGUCUGUGUAAUUCGCGUAAUACGAUUAUUCAAAGUAUACAUAUAAUUUCAAGUUAUUUGGACAUAAUUCGGAUAAUUUGGAUAAUUCGUAUAUUAGUAUAAUACGCAUAAAAAAUUGGAAUACGCGAGAAACGUAAGCAAGAACGCUUUCAUUAUACUAAAUGCAUCGAGAAUAGCAUUUUCUAAUUAAAGUUCCAUAUUAAAUGUUUUUAAUAACAGAAUAUGUUGGUAUUUUGAGGAAUUUCCAGCCGAUGUUUCUAUAAUUAUAAUAUACUCGGGUAUGUAUAAAAUGAUAGUUUUUGAAUUAUAUAAAAAUAAAUAAAGAAAAUGUGUCUCUCUUUCUUUCACUCUCAAAAUAUUUUCUAAAUAAAUAUUGGUUUCAAAUUUUUAAUCGAGGAUCUUUUUUUUUGUUUUAAUUAAACAUCUAUUUUACUUUUUACCUAUUUUGUAUAAAUUUUUCAAUCUUGUUAAAGUUAACUAUUGCAAAAUCCGACGAGCUCUUAUUGUUCGAAUAAAUCGUAUAAAAUUUCAUAAUCUUCCUCCCCUUUUCCACUCCCCUCCUCUCCCUCUCUUGAACAAUUUGAAUAUAUCCGAGCACUUCAAUCUUAUCUAGUAUUUAUAUUUAUCCGAAAUAUCCGAAUGUUAUGGGAAAAUUGAAUUUAUUCGGACAAAAGUAUUGGCGUGUCGCUAAUAAUUCGUAAUUUUUUUUUUAAGAUCACUACUGAUUGCAAAUUAAAGACAUUUUAGAAAAUAUUUUUAAGUCUUUAAUGAACAGAUCGUUUGUUGAAAACUUUCUUUCCAUUUUGCUCUUUUUUUUAAAUUAUUUUUAUAAUAUAGAAGGUUAUAAAUAUAUUUUAUAUUAAAUAUAUUUUCUUUAACAUUGCUUUGGGUGUUCAUCUCAGAACAUAUAAUAAAUUUCUACACAUAUGGUGUACAAAACUUGAGAUUACAUUCUCUGAUAUUGAUGAAUUUACAAAUUAUUAAAUAUAUUCCGUUCUUAUCUAUACCUUGUAUAGAUAUCUAUUUCAUCUUCAUAAGGAGAUAAACUUGAAAUUAUUAGCAAUACGUCACUAUAAUCUAUCCGAGAAACACGCAGUCUUCUCUAUUAAACAAUUUCGAAUUUAGAUAUUUAUAACUCCGAGCGGUUGCCGCGUCGCGAGAAGAAAAACGAAGGAGGCAGAAAAGAGAUGAAACGCGCGUUCCGUUUCGUCUUCAUCCGCAAGUUUCGCGAGCUCUCGGGCAUAAAUCGCCGAUCGACGUAGCGUUUCUAUUCGAGUUGCUUCGCGGUCGCGAGCAAUCCGACGGUGCGACGACUACCCUCGGCAAAGCGCGGGGUUGGAUAAAAGGCGGAUAGGUAGGUAGAAGGGUAGCGAGAAGUCUCCUUUAAGGAAGUCACAUCGCAUUCUCCCGGAUAGGUGGUUCCCGUGCGUGGCAUACUUAUAUUUAAAUGUAAUUAAAGUUUUACACACCCGCGGGGGGAGAGGGACUUUUACGCUCUGCUUCGGCUAAUCCAAUGUCAAAACUCCGGAACGCCGCCCUGGAAAACGCGCUCCGAGCAAAGUCGACAGCUCGAGAAGGAGGCUGCGUCGAAGCUCUCAUAGCUUGAAGAUUAUAUUCGUACUACCAUUUCGCGAUAUUGUCGGAACGAUGCAGUAUUUCUUAAUAAAGGACUCAUGGAUUUGUAACAG
This is a messenger RNA of Formica exsecta, 4115 nucleotides long. RefSeq names its product acid sphingomyelinase-like phosphodiesterase 3a. Gene Ontology annotation, molecular function: hydrolase activity. NCBI's taxonomy places the organism in Eukaryota, Metazoa, Arthropoda, Insecta, Hymenoptera, Formicidae. Bases 555 to 1976 code for a protein of 473 amino acids. The record is from RefSeq and is a predicted model, not a curated record. The transcript is spliced from 11 exons.